Rotaria sordida is the source of this 1080-nucleotide messenger RNA. NCBI's taxonomy places the organism in Eukaryota, Metazoa, Rotifera, Eurotatoria, Philodinida, Philodinidae. The record is from the annotation of a GenBank genome assembly.
AUGAAUGAUCUUCAAGUGGUUGGAAGUGCUAUAUUGUGUUUUUAUGGACAUGUGAAAUUUGGCACAUCUAUAAUCGGACAAGGUUUGGUUGAUGUUUUUACAGCUGUCGCUACAAAGAUUACAGAUGAUUUUAGUAUGUCUGAUUAUUUCAAGAAUAAAAUUGUAUCCUAUGGUACACAAUUAUUUGGUCUCGGGAUGCUAGAUCGGUUUGUUACACCACUUAUGUCAACACAAACAAUUAAUAUUAUUGGUUUUGGUGUCAAAACUGUCCAUGAAUUAGCUACAAAUGGAAUUAAUCUUGAUUUUUUGAAAAAUGCUGCCUUAGGUGCACUACAAGUAGCUGGUGUAAGUGAAGAUAGUUUGAAAUAUGCCAAAACAACCGUGAAAAAUAUUGAUACAGCUACAGCUUUAAUAUCGGGUGAUUUCAAACAAAUAAUGAAUGUAAAAAUAGUAAAUAAUUUUUUGCAAUUAUUUGAUGGUGAGAAUGCAUUACUAAAAGGAAAAGAAAAAGAAAUUUUAAGUCGAGCACUUAAUUUCAGCGUAGAUCUUUCGAAUUUUGAUAAAAAUAAUCCAUUAUCAAGUGCAUUUAAAUUAGUUGAAAAACAGAUUGGCUCACUACCUGUAAUUCAAUUAAUAGCUAAUGCAUUUCCACAAGCAAUAGAAGAAGAAUAUACUAAACGAAACAAAGAUAUUAAUCAAUUAAUUCAUACAACAAUUGAUUUGACCAAUUCAAGUGGACAUUUAACAACAGAUAAUGCUGUACGAGUUGUUACAGAAAUCUUUCAUGCAACAGAUCCAUCUUCUAUCUAUGAAGCAAAUAAACAUAGAUUAAAUUCAGGUGUUCGUUCUAUUGUCGAACCAUGUAUUCAACAGUGUAAACAAUUUCAAGAUCAAAUAAAAUUUUUUGAAAAUCAAUUUGUAGUUCAAAAUUGUUUUGACAUGUUACGACAACAAAAUAUCUCAUAUGAAACACUUAUGAAAUCCAAUGGUUCGAACUUAAUGAAAAAUACCAUAGGGCAGAUGGAAUUAGUUUUACGUAUUGCUUCUUUGAAUAAAUUAAAAGCUGAAAAAUAUGGCUAA